AUGGUCUUGGGUGCACUGCUCGCCGCCUGUAGCGAUGACCCCGCGGGGGUUCGCGAUAUCGGCGGCGACGUCACGCGCGUCAUCGAUACGCUCGAAGCGGAGGUCUCGGUGCUCCGUGUCGAGAACGACGUUGCGCAUAUCUUCGCCGAGAACGUCCUCGACGCCCAUCGCGUUCAAGGCUUCGUCACCGCGCAAGAUCGCUACGUGCAGAUUGAACUUCAGCGUCGUUUCGGCGCGGGCACGCUCGCCGAAGUUUUAGGACCGCUCGGUCUCACCAUCGACGCAACCGCGCGCGGCCAAGGCUUCAAAGUGGUCGCAGAUCAGAUUUGGGAGAACCUCACGCCGUCGAUGAAGGAACGUUUCGAGGCGUAUGCCGAGGGCGUCAACGCGUACAUCGGGAUGGUGAAGCGUGGACAGUUUCCGGUGCCGGAAGAGAUCGAAAUCGUUGCGGGCUUGGUGUCCGCCGAUAACCCCGCGGACGUCAUGCAGCCUAUGACCGGCUAUGACGUUUGCGCGGUCGCGGCGGUGAUCAUGAGUCGUCUGGGAUUUGAAACGACGGACAUCGAUCGGCAGAUGAUCGCGCAACAACUCGACGCGCUACCCGACAGCGCGUUGAAGCGUGGUCUUCUCGAAGAUGUUUUCGGGUCCGUGAUUCCGAUGUUCGACAUCGCCGAAGUUCGUCCCGGCGAGACGGCACAAGCUUUAUCGCCUCGACGCGAACUCCAGCGAGCGAACGACGCACUUGAGAUCGAGCCGUCGAUGCUUCGUCGCGUCGCGUCUCGCGGCAAACAACUCUCGAAGUGGAUUGGAAAAGCCGAACGCGAGUUUGGUUCGAACUCUUGGGCUAUUUCUUCGAAGGGCACGGGAGGCGGCGCCAUCCUCGCCAACGACGGCCACCUUUCGCUGACGGUUCCGUCAUUGUUCUACCAACAGUGCAUCGACGUUUCGUACUUCGGCGACGACGACGGCUAUCACGUGUGCGGCUUGUUCUUCCCGGGCAUCCCGUUUCUCGCGGUUGGAACCAACGGCCACAUCGCCUGGGGUCAGACGUACCUCGAUGCCGACGUGACCGACUUCUAUCGCGAGCAGGUUCGACUCGGCGCCGACGGUCUUCCCGAUGCGACGAUGUUCGAAGGCGAGUGGAAGUCACUCGAGCGAAUCGACGAGACGUACAAGGUCGGCACUAGCGAAGAGACCAUCGCGCGGUGGGUGACCUUCGACGGUCGCUACCUCAUCGGCAUCGAGGGCGAACUCUCGACCAACGACGCCGGAUUCUUCGCGCUCGGUGAUUGGAUUACGCCGAGUGAUGCGAACAACGACUCGGUCGUCGAAGCGAUGAGUUUCGAUUGGACCGCGUUCGACGUCGCCAAGACGCUCACCGCGGUCGACGCAUUCGGCGACUCGAAAACCGUCGGCGACUUCAAAGCGCAGACGCGGAAACUCGUUGGUUAUGCGCAGAACGUCAUCGUCGCGGAUGAACAAGGCGACGUACUUUUCACUGGCUACCACGCGCUCCCGUGUCGCGACGGCCUUGAAAAAGACGCCAACGGAUGGGUCGAAGGCGCGAACCCCCAGCGUGUUCUCGAUGGCACCAAGUACGGCGCAUUCAAUAUCUCGGUGGACGAUGACGGCGCGGUGCGCACCGACGCGGAGUGUACGAUUCCCUUCGACGUCGGUCCGCGUUCGGAAUCACCAGCGUCCGGCUUUGUGGUGACCGCCAAUCACGACCCGCUCGGCAAUGGCCUCGACAACUCUUUGUCGAACGACGACUGGUACAUCGGUGGUCCCUGGGCCCUCGGCUAUCGGGCGGCGACGAUCGAAGGUGAGCUUGCGAAACUCGUGGCCUCGAAGGGCGCAACGGUGGAGUCCGUCGCGAACGUUCAACAAGACCAUCGUUCGGUGCUCGGCGCGAGGUACGCCCCGAUGUUGGUGACGGGUCUCGAAGGCGGUACCGACGCCCGUUUCGCCGAGGUACGGGAUCGACUGAGUGCGUGGCUCGGACGCGGCGCGCUCGCCAAAUCUGGCGUCGAAACGUUCUACGCUUCGUAUUCUACUGAAGAGAAACAAGAUGCCGUCGCUACGAUGAUCUUCAAUGCGUGGCUUCGCCGCUAUACCGAGUUAGUUUUCGACGAGCCCGAAGCGCAGAUCGCGACGUCGAGCAGUCAGGACCGUGUGACGUUCCGGGCCUUGGACCGGAUGCUUGCGUCGCGGGGAUCGAACGUCGCGAUGCUCGCGUCCUACGAUGAAGCGCGGGGCGAGUCGGUGUUGUUCGACAUGGUGUCGACCUCGUCCGCGACCGAGACGUCCGACGAGGUCAUGCAGAUCGCCAUGAGCGAAAUGCUCGAUGAGCUGACCUCGAGCGAUUACUUCGGAAGCGCAAACAUGGAUGAGUGGCUUUGGGGCUUGGAGCAUCAGGUUCGAUUCAUUCCGCUCCUCGAAGAAGUCGGCGCGGACAAUCCGUUGGUGGGAUUGAUCGCUUUCAAGUUCGGCAUUACGACCGAGGACCUUCCGCUCGCUGAGAACAUCCCGAGCGGCGAUCCGCGUGCCUCACUCAAUGACUUCCCGCGGGAUGGUGAUUGGUUCAGCGUCGACGUGGCCAGCCCAGGUUUGUCGCGCCGUUCGUACAACUACUCGCACGGUCCGGUCAUGCGCAUGGUUAUCCAUCUCGACGAUGGCGAAGUUCGUGGCCGGAACGUCAUUCCUGGCGGUCAGUCGGGACUGAUCGGUGACGAGCAUUUUUCUGAUCAAGCCGCGCUAUGGCUCGGUAACAAGACGAUUCCUCUUCGCUACGAAGCGGACGAAGCGGUUGACGGUGCAACGUCCCGGGAAGUCUUCGUCCAAGCGCGCUGA
Molecule: messenger RNA, 2850 nt
Organism: Nerophis lumbriciformis (worm pipefish)
Lineage: Eukaryota; Metazoa; Chordata; Actinopteri; Syngnathiformes; Syngnathidae
Source: RefSeq, a predicted model, not a curated record